Megalobrama amblycephala (Wuchang bream) is the source of this 2492-nucleotide messenger RNA. RefSeq lists its product as uncharacterized. Gene Ontology annotation, molecular function: DNA-binding transcription factor activity. The coding region runs from base 1407 to 2318 and encodes 303 amino acids. NCBI's taxonomy places the organism in Eukaryota, Metazoa, Chordata, Actinopteri, Cypriniformes, Xenocyprididae. The record is from RefSeq and is a predicted model, not a curated record. The transcript is spliced from 5 exons.
AGACUAAAUACUUGGGGUUUCGAGUCUGACGACAGCACGAGGGCGUGGCUUGUUCGCAAGGUCAAGGAGCAUGCGCCGUUUAUAUGCUCCCGGAAGACCGCGAAAAACAGCCCCAGAGGAAAAAAAACGUCGAUCUAGGUUAUUUUUAAGGUCCUCUGUUUCCUGUGCAUAAUGGCAGAGGCAGACCAGACCAGAAAUACUCUAGAAUGGCUCCCUGAUUGUUUUAAAGUGCUGAACAUCACAAAAAACACAGUGUCUGGUUUCGUCACCAAUAAAUCUGACCUCAGCACUGUACUAGAAUGCCACAAGAGAGAAACACUGACAUCUUUCAUUGUUUAGUCUGAUGAUAAAAGAAAGAAAGAAAAAGGGCCACAUCGUCUGGUUUGGCAGGUGGAAGAUUUGUCAGAGGAUGUACCACUUUCUGUCACAAACAGAAUAAUUCAUUGCAGUUGGCUGCACAGCCAAGCUUUUUAUUAGGUACAUUAGAAGGUAAGCAACAUUGCAUCUGUACAAUAAGGUUGGAAAAAAACCUUUAAUAUUUGAAUAGCCUAAUUGCAUUACUCUAGAAAUAUUUUAAAACACAAAAAUACUUAUUCCGUAUUAAGUUAACAGCAUGUUUCUUUACCCACUGAUAGGUUUAAUGUAUAAACUUGAAGAGAAAUACAUUGAAUUCAAAUUUAUUUAGGGGUACCCCCUAAUAGUCAACCAAAGGUUAGUCAACAAGAAGAGGCUUAGUCAACAAAAGUUUAAUUAGUCUUUAAUAUGUGCCGAUAGAUGAUAGUUUUUUGUGUCGAUAGUCAGAGAUAUGUUGUUGUUUAAAGGCAAGGCAAAAUGGCAUUGUUGUUCAUCAGCAUUUUGUUUUGUUUCCUUAGCAGUGUUUUUCUCACACAACCUCAGUAUAAAUUUCAGGGCAAAUUAACUACGUUUUUUUAGCAAACUCGAUGGACGUCCUGAGAAAUCUGAAUGCGAUAGUCUGUGAUUGCUGGUGUAUUAUUCUGACGCUUCUCCUCAUGUUUUUUUUACCUACCUGAGCUACUGUUUGCGCACUAAUUUUCGACAUGUUCAUCAAGGAUGGUAUCUGACAAAAAAAAAUAACAGCAUAAAAGUGAAGUUGACUUGAAUAGGGUUUUUAUAAUAAGUUAAAACUAUAUUAACAAAUAAAAAAUUAAAAGACAUACGAUUAUACAUGGUGCACUACUCUCACCUAAGCCUAUGCUACUCUUACAUCCUACAUCAUACGUCGGGUCUGAGGUCACUCUUCGGCCGAAACUCAAACUUGCGUUUGGCCGUUGCCGGAAGCCUGGGAUUGUAGUUUUUCUUACAAAAAAAAAAAAAUAAAUCUUUUUUUUUUUUCCAGAUUUGACAAAUUCAGCGUUGAAAAAGGAGCUUCUAAAGUGAGGAAACAAAUGAUUAUGGACACUCUGAAAGCAGCUCUACAGAAAAAUGAAGCAGAGUCAUCUGAAAUUAUUCACAUCAACUUGCCACUUGAGACAGCUCACCAACACCACAAGAUUUCGGCAGAAAGUGCAUACACAAGAAAUAUCCACCCUCUUGUGAAGAAGAAAAUUCAAGAGUAUGUGUCAUUAGGCAUUACUUCUGUGCCUUUCCUUAAAAAAGUGCUUCGGCAAUUUGUGAACACUGAACUCUCCGCUUCCGAUUGUGUCCUCCCAAAGUCACAUGAUCAGUGCUACUUUCCAUCUAGCCAUACUAUUCAAAAUCAUGUGCAUUUGCCUUUAGUAGCAGGAAGGUACUCUGGUCUUGAUCAGCUUAAUUUGGAAGAAAAGCUCAAGAAAUGGAAAGAUGACGACCCUAGUGCACAUUUUUAUUUCAGAAAAUGCUCAGAAGCCCAAAUCAUGGACAAUAAAGUAUCGCAAGAUGUUGAUUGUGUGAAAAGUGAAGAAGAGGAGUCCAUUCAGAACACAUUUUUAUUUGUGCAUCAGUCCCAAGAACAGCAGAGACUUCUGAAACGGUAUGGAGACAUGGUUCUCCUGGACGCCACAUACCGAACGACAAAAUAUGCCUUGCCACUUUUUCUAGUUGUUGUCAGGACAAAUGUUGGCUACAAACCUGUUGCAGAGUUCAUCUGUGAAAAUGAAUCCACCAUGGCGAUCUCUGAGGCCUUGUCUUUAAUAAAAAAAUGGAAUGAUGCCUGGAAUCCAAAAUAUUUCAUGACUGAUUAUUGUGAACAAGAAUACCAGGCACUUCAAUUGGUUUUCCCACAUGCUCAAAAAUACCUGUGUUCUUUCCAUCGAGAGCAAGCCUGGAUUCGCUGGACAAGAGAAAAGGUGGUGCAGAGGAUUCUCCCCUCAUGGAUUUAAUGUAUCUGUAACCACAAACAAUGGCAUUGAAGCAAUGAACAACUCCUUGAAGAGCUUUUACCUGAAGAUUUUGGGUACUAAAACAGUAUCAUCUUUGGUUGAAAUGAUUGUUACUGAAUUCAUCCCAGAGCAGCUCCUCUCAUAUGCUAAACUUAAUUACAUGUACAGCAGUCA